UCUCCUGAAGCAGCCGGGGGGUAACGUCUCCUAACUUUAUCGGUUGUGCGGGACGCUUUGAAAUAACCGAGAUCUACCCUUAAAGUGAUCUCUUUAACGUCUCUCCCUCGAUCUGCUUUACGCGACCUAUAAAAGUCUAAAAGCGUUUGCGGAGCUCACUGAGGGCGUGACAGCUCCGCGACGAGUUUUUGUUUUUAAUGGCCUUAGCGGUGUGUUGUAAACCCUUUCCGAGCUGAGGCAACGGAUCUUUCGAUGUGCUCGGUUCCGAAUCGCAAUUGAAGGCAUCCUUAUUGGUGAUUAACGAGAUCACCAGGUUUCUCUCUUCGGUAUUAGAACGGGUUCCGAUCAUCUUUAAGGAGGACGGGUGUUGAGCUGAAGGCCAAAUCCUGGGGAGUAACGACAGUGUGGAUUUAGGGAAAGGGGGUAGAACAGAAAACCAGCUGUGCCGCAGUUCGCGAAAAACACCAGCGGCUCGGGAGCUGCCGGAGGUCGGGGGGAUAUCCGCGUCCUGUCGGAGCCUGCCGGACCAUGGCUGAAGACUACUGGGAGCUGCCAGCGGCCCGGGGACAUUACUGAGACCGUGCAGCCAGGGCAGCAGACGUCCCGCGGCGGGGCACACAGGACGGUGGCUGCCCCCCCAGCCCCUUCCACCCGCCCCCCCCUGCCCCCCCUGAUGGACCGCAUGAGGAAGAUCAAGAGGCAGCUCUCCCUCACGCUGAGGGGGGGUCACACUGGGGACAAGAGCCUGACGGAGACCAUCGGCAGCAGCCAGGACACGGCCAACAGCGAUAGUGAGGCCAUGUUUGUGAGGGGCAGUGUGAGGGGCGGUGUGAGGGGCAGUGUGCGGACAGGAAGUUCCCUCAGCAUGCACUCCCUCCUGCAGUCAUACAGCUCCGCCCUGCGCAGACCGCACAGCCUGGCCCGCAGCCUCAGCUCCUAUCUCAACCGCAACACGCGCCUGGGUACUUACUGACGGAGAGGGGAGGGAGGGAGCGCUGAAAGGAGAAGGUGGGGGAGUCGGCUUCAGCCCCCUCGGCUGCCGCUGUCACUGGGCACACACUGAGCUGGGAGAGGGAGGAGGAGCUGGGAGGCGAGGAGGGAAGGUGGGAGGGGGAGGGAGUGAGGUAAUGGGAG
Messenger RNA from Lepisosteus oculatus (spotted gar), 1134 nucleotides. The record is from RefSeq and is a predicted model, not a curated record. NCBI's taxonomy places the organism in Eukaryota, Metazoa, Chordata, Actinopteri, Semionotiformes, Lepisosteidae.